CUCAGGAUUUAUUCAUGUAUUUUACCACAUAAUACUUCAUUCGUGUGGGCAAUCGCUCAUUGAGCUUUUACAUACUAUUUCAACAACUCUUUAUCCUGAUCAUCCACUCUAACAUUGGGGUUCCUUUGGCAUCACAAUGCCUUCUAAAUCCCUCACUCAUAGAGAUUAUAGCGUGGGAUGGAUCUGUGCGCUACCAAAAGAGCGAGCAGCGGCCCAUGCCAUGCUCGACCAAGAACAUGAGCUUCUUUCACAACCUGCCCAUGAUCACAACACAUAUACCCUAGGCUCCAUCGGCAACCACAAUAUUGUUAUAGCAUGCCUUCCCAAUGGCGAAAUUGGGAACAAUGCAGCAGCAAACAUUGUGACCCAAAUGAUCAACACGUUCCCAUCUAUCAAAUUUGGCCUCAUGGUCGGGAUUGGUGGUGGGAUUCCCGGUCGGGUCAGGCUUGGUGAUAUCGUUGUUAGCAGGCCAAGCGGACCAUUCCCUGGAGUUGUCCAGUGGGAUCUCGGAAAGGCAGAAAAGCUUGGAUUCAAGAGAACUGGGGCCUUGGACCGUCCUCCGAGAAUCUUACUCACAGCCCUAGCUAAGCUGGAAGCCUUUCACGAUAUGCAUGACUCUCAGAUUCCCAAGUAUCUGAAAGACAUGGCAAACAAAUAUCCCAAGCUGGUGGGAAAAUAUACGUGGUCUCCUCGACUCAAAGAUCCAAUGCUUGAACCAGACAUCAGCGAGGCCAAUGCCAGUCUGUGGGGAAGCGUAUUUAUCAUGAUCUUUCAACUACUUCUCGCACUGUAUAGACUCUUAUCUGGUCUCCAAGGGCCUGUCGAAAAAAUUAUGCCCUCAAUGUCCGAUGAGAAAAGUAUUUACGAAGAGCCUAGAGGUAUAGAUAUCCACUACGGCUUGAUCGCAUCUGGAAAUCAGGUUGUCAAAGAUGGAACCAUCCGAGAUCGAAUCAACCAGAGUCUUGGAGGGGAAGUUUUAUGUAUUGAGAUGGAAGCAGCAGGGUUAAUGAAUAACUUUCCAUGCAUUAUUAUAAGAGGAAUCUGCGAUUAUGCAGAUGAGAAAAAGAACAAAGACUGGCAAGAAUAUGCUGCAGCUUUAGCAGCGGGAUUCACAAAGGAGCUUUUACAACAUGUACGCUCAGCGGACGUUGACAGCGAACGCCCUGUAAAGGAUAUCUUGCAGAAAGGUUAGCUACUUUUCAGUUUUAAUUGGGUGGAGAGUUUUUGGUCUGAUAAUAGAUUCACACAGUUGAAGAGGGUGUACUUCAUAUCGAGCAACUUAUGGAUAAAAGUGAAGUGAGAAUGAUCGUUGAUUGGCUCACUACGGCA
Trichoderma harzianum CBS 226.95 is the source of this 1329-nucleotide messenger RNA. RefSeq lists its product as hypothetical. Gene Ontology annotation, molecular function: catalytic activity. Lineage: Eukaryota; Fungi; Ascomycota; Sordariomycetes; Hypocreales; Hypocreaceae. The transcript has a single exon. Gene Ontology annotation, biological process: nucleoside metabolic process. Bases 137 to 1192 code for a protein of 351 amino acids. The record is from RefSeq and is a predicted model, not a curated record.